This is a messenger RNA of Canis lupus familiaris (dog), 2618 nucleotides long. It is a transcript of the gene WEE2, whose product is annotated as WEE2 oocyte meiosis inhibiting kinase. Gene Ontology annotation, cellular component: nucleus. NCBI's taxonomy places the organism in Eukaryota, Metazoa, Chordata, Mammalia, Carnivora, Canidae. Bases 1 to 1701 code for a protein of 566 amino acids. The transcript has 11 exons. Gene Ontology annotation, molecular function: ATP binding; magnesium ion binding; non-membrane spanning protein tyrosine kinase activity. Gene Ontology annotation, biological process: protein phosphorylation; regulation of meiosis I; mitotic cell cycle. The record is from RefSeq and is a predicted model, not a curated record.
AUGGAUGACAGCAGUAUUAACAAAGAACUAAAGCAGAAGUUGAAUGUUUCCUACUGUGAAGAAGAGAGCGAGAGUGAGGGGCAGAAGGAGGCACCAGAAAGCAGGGAGACCCAGAGUCAAACCCCAGACUGGGCUGAAGGCCAGGAGUCAGAGGCAAAGUUCACACCUCCCAGGACUCCCUCCAGUAGCAUCCAUGGAGUGGGCACAUUUGAGGAAAAAGACAAGAUGAGUCCAGAUCAGGCUUUGAGGACUCCAGGGCCAGGCUUUCACAAAUGUCCUGGGACACCAGCCCAGCCAGACAGCAGGAGCGAGGUGGUGCAUUGCGAGAGCCCCUACACUCCCAAAAGUCUGCUAAGCCAGUCAGUGAUUUCUUCAACAGAGAAGCUCCCCUCCAGAGGCUCUAAGCAUUUGAGGUUCACACCUGUUCCCUUUGUGGAUGAGAUGACCUCGUCAGCUCUGGUCAAUAUUAAUCCCUUUACCCCAGAGUCCUAUAGAAAACAAUUCCUUCGAUCCAAUGGCAAGAGGAAAACUCGAGGAGAUCUUGAGGAAGCUGACCCAGGGGAAGGCAAGGUAGAACAAGGGCUGCCUGCCAAGAGAUGUGUUCUACGAGAAACCAAUAUGGCUUCCCGCUAUGAAAAAGAAUUCUUGGAGGUAGAAAAAAUUGGAGUUGGGGAAUUUGGUACAGUCUACAAGUGUAUUAAGAGGCUGGAUGGAUGUGUUUAUGCAAUAAAACGGUCCAUGAAACCUGUUGCAGGAUUAUCAAAUGAGAAUUUGGCUCUGCAUGAAGUUUAUGCUCAUGCAGUGCUUGGGCAUCACCCUCAUGUGGUCCGUUACUACUCUGCAUGGGCAGAAGAUGACCACAUGAUCAUUCAGAAUGAAUACUGUAAUGGUGGGAGCUUGCAGACUGCUAUAUCUGAAAAUACAAAGUCUGGCAAUCAUUUCCCAGAGCUGAAACUCAAGGACAUCCUUCUGCAGAUUUCCCUUGGGCUUAAGUACAUCCACAACUCUGGCAUGGUGCAUCUGGACAUCAAACCUAGUAACAUCUUCAUUUGUCAUAAAAUGCAAUGCGACUCUCCUGUAGUCCCAGAGGAGAUUGAAAAUGAAGCUGAUUGGUUUCUCUCUGCCAAUGUGAUGUAUAAAAUUGGUGACUUGGGUCAUGUGACAUCAAUAAGCAAACCAAAAGUGGAGGAGGGAGAUAGUCGCUUCUUGGCCAAUGAGAUUUUACAAGAGGAUUAUCAGCACCUUCCCAAAGCAGACAUAUUUGCCUUGGGAUUAACAAUUGCAGUAGCUGCAGGAGCAGAAUCUUUACCCGCAAAUGGUGCCAAAUGGCAUCAUAUCCGUGAGGGGAACCUUCCAGACAUUCCUCAGAAGCUCUCAGAAGAAUUUCACAAUCUACUCAAGAACAUGAUCCACCCUGACCCAAGUGAGAGACCUUCUGCAGCAGGUCUGGCCAGAAGUCGAGUUCUCCGGCCCUCCCUCAGGAAAGCGGAAGAGCUCCAGCAGCAACUUAACUUGGAAAAGUCCAAGACAGCCACACUAGAAAGGGAACUGAGAGAAGCUCAGCAGGCCUGGUCCCCCCAGGAAGAGCAUAGUGACCCUGGGGUCUCUGGGACCCCCACAGGAUCAAGAUGUACCAAACGCCUGGUAGGAGGAAAAAGUGCAAAGUCUUCAAGCUUCACCUGUGGGAAGUCUUCCCCAUAAGAACUCCCUUCACACCAACCCAUCUUUUGCCUUAGUGCUUCCAGAAAUAGUUAUUGACCAUGUCAACCUUCUUGUAAAUGGGAAGAUUAACCAACUUGAAUGCCCAAAGAUUUCAAUAACCACUCCUAAUUUAGCAUUUACAGCCAAGGUCCUCAAGCUAGUAAGGCCCUGUAUUAGCAACGUCCCAGAUACAAUAACUGGAAGCAUUUAUCUUCUCUAUUGAUAUAUUCCUAAGGCUACCUAUCAACAGUUUGUUCACUUGUCACGCUCACUGAUGCACAGUGGGAAAGCACGCAUCUCUGAACUGAAAGAGAAGGCAGUGGCCCUAGGCACGCCAUAUGGAAUAAGAGGCUGCUGUAGCUGGUUGCCUACUGAGGAACAGGGACUCUCCCUGCACGUAGAAAGGAAUAUAAUUUUGUUUUGAAUUGAGGUAACUGCUUUCAAGAAAUGUGCAUGUAUUUCAGUAAUGCUUCUUAGGGGUAAAUGAUGGUAUUCCUAAAAUAAUUCUCAGCCACUUUGAGCAAGUGGUUUUCCUACUGUAUUCUUUCAGUGAAGACAAUCCUUUCCUCUGAUAGUAUAUUUAUUAAAUAAAUGGCUUCAACAUUAUGUGAGGUGGGUAGAGAUAGACUAUCUAUAACUUGUAAUUUCUGAACUGGCUAUUAACUUAUGGAACAAGACCCUGGGUAUGGGGUUCAGGGAACAUUUAAUGUGGUGGUUCUUCAAAAUAUUUGCCCUAACCCUCUUGUAAUUGUUAGGAUUGGUUUUGAUUUUCUGGGUGUCACCAAAUUCUCCUUGACUUUUAUCAGAAUUUGGCUUUGUUUCCUGUGAUUUUAUCAUAUUUUAAUCCUGAUUAUUUUCUCUGUAUAUAUAUUUUAAGGGAAUAGAACAUUUGUAAAUAAAGGUUUUUAUCUUGUCCA